This is a messenger RNA of Rosa rugosa (rugosa rose), 1782 nucleotides long. RefSeq names its product probable lipid-A-disaccharide synthase, mitochondrial. The coding region runs from base 90 to 1496 and encodes 468 amino acids. Gene Ontology annotation, molecular function: phospholipid binding; lipid-A-disaccharide synthase activity. Gene Ontology annotation, biological process: lipid A biosynthetic process. The transcript is spliced from 9 exons. The record is from RefSeq and is a predicted model, not a curated record. NCBI's taxonomy places the organism in Eukaryota, Viridiplantae, Streptophyta, Magnoliopsida, Rosales, Rosaceae.
AAAAUAUAACGAUUUAAGCAGGCUGGCGAGACCUUCUGCUCUCCUUCUUCCAGUCCCUCCCCUACUCAACUGAUGCUUAGAUAUUCGGAAUGUGGUUCAGAAAAAUAUGGAAUGUGGAUGGUGGGAAUAUUGUUGGAUGCUCAAGGUUGAUGAGAAGAUACACAUCAGCCUCAAGCAGACGUGUAUUAGACAUGGCUGCUAGAGAUGGGGAGCUGAGGGUCUUCAUAGUUUCUGGAGAGGUUUCUGGUGACACCAUUGGCUCUCGUCUGAUGGCCUCUCUAAAGAAGCUCUCUCCUGUUCCAGUCCGCUUUUCUGGUGUUGGAGGGACUAUGAUGUCCAAUCAAGGAUUAAAAUCUGUAUUUCCUAUGGAGGAUAUUGCAGUGAUGGGAUUGUUGGAGUUAUUGCCUCAUCUAAAUAAACUCAGACUGAAGUUGCAGGAGACAUUAGAAGCUGCUCUUCUGUUUCAACCUCAUGUUGUUGUAACAGUGGAUUCCAAGGGAUUCUCUUUCCGUCUUCUAAAGCAGUUACGGGCUAGAUACAAUCAAAAAAGCUUCGAGAUUCCAGUACACUUCCAUUAUGUAGCACCAUCAUUCUGGGCUUGGAAAGGGGGUGAAGCAAGACUCAGAGGCUUAGCUGGAUUUGUGGAUCAUAUUCUGUGUAUACUUCCAAAUGAAGAAGAAGUUUGCAGAUCAAAUGGAUUGGUUGCAACCUUUGUGGGCCACCCUAUUCUAGAGGAUGUGUGGGAGUUGAAUUUGGAUACUUUACCACAUGAAUGGAAAAUAGAAGGAAACUCAGAAAAUUUCAGAAGAAAUCAUGCAAUACCUGCAGGAGCCCCAAUCAUUUCCUUGCUUCCUGGAAGCAGAUUACAGGAGGUCACCAGAAUGCUUUCUCUCUUUGCAAAUACCAUCGAACUAUUAAAAGUCUCCUUUCCUGAGUUGGUACCAGUGAUCCAUGUUGCUACUAAUCAGCAUGUGAAGGACUAUGUCACUAGAUUUACCAACAAGUGGCCUGUGCCUGCUAUAUUGAUUCCAGGAGGAUCUCUGCACCAGAAAUAUGAUGCAUUCAGCGCAAGUAGUGUUGCAUUAUGUGCUUCUGGAACAGUUGCUUUGGAGUUGCAGCUUGCACGGCUACCGUGUGUAGUUGCUUAUCGAGCUCAUUUCCUAACUGAGUGGAUUAUUCGCUAUAAAGCCAAGAUAUCUUACAUCUCCCUCCCAAAUAUCUUGUUGGAUUCAGCUAUCAUACCUGAAGCACUGUUUCAAGCAUGCACUCCAGCAAAGCUAGCCUCAUUAACAUUGAUCCACCACAGGAAAUUGAUACAUGACGAUGGCCUCCGAGAAAAACAAAUUGUUGCUGCUGAAAAGGUUACCCGACUUCUGUGUGCUUCACCUGGAAACUUAGAUAACUUGGAAGAGCCGCAUCAAAGAUGGAGGUUUCCCCAUUACACACCAAGUAUGAUAGCAGCAUCCGCAAUACUGUGCCAUCUGAAGCCAUAUUGAAUUGCCAUUUUUGAGUAAAAACAUGUUUUUGAAAUGUAUCGCCAGUGAACUUGGGUGUUGGGUCUUCACUCUAAUUCUCCUUUGCAAAUAUCCUGGGUCAUUUCCUUCAUUGUUAGGUGUGCAGGGUUGACAUGGUAUGUACUAAACCUGGUUAUACAGCAUCCAAUUGCAAAUUUAAAGUUGACCAUCUGACUGUAAAAUGAAAUAGAAGGCAAAUCAUAGUGUAAUACAAUGUAUUUAUUUAUUUUGGUCAAAUAAUACAAAUUUUGAUAUUUGAUUAGUCUGG